GCCUGGCUCUGAUUCAGCACCAGUCUUUUUCGGACUAUCCUGAUCUCUACAUCUCUACCGUGCACGUCUCGGAACAACUCUUAACUCCAACAUCAUGACUUUUGAGGAAGUUGCCAUCCAGAAGCCCUGCGAGAGAGCUCAGGGCACCGGUAAUGCAAUAGAGGAGCUUUUGGUGUCUGCCAAAACGAACGAGUGCCUCACCAUCGGCGUGUAUGAAUCUGCUAAAGUGAUGAAUGUUGAUCCGGACAGCGUGUCCUUCUGCGUUCUGGCUAUGGAUGAAGAGUUCGAGUGCGACAUCGCACUCCAAAUCCACUUCACUCUCAUCCAGGCUUUCUGCUUCGAUAACGACAUCAGCAUCGUGAGAGUGGACGACGUGCAGCGUCUGGGUGAAAUUGUCGGCGCUAAAGAUCAAACUGAGGACUGUCACUGCCUCCUUAUCACGAGUCCAGCUGACGGUUCGUGGGAAGAUCCAGCUCUGGAGAAGCUGCACAUGUUCUGUGAAGAAAGCCGCCGCUCCAACGACUGGCUUCCAGAGAUCAGUCUGCCAGCUCGCUGAUCUGCUGAUGGGACUCUUCUCACACGAGAGGCUGUUAACCCUUAAUGGAAAUACAUGCAUCCUUUGAAUAAAGGAUGAUGAUGAUGUAUCUUCACAUCCCUGGAUGCUUCUGAGGAGGCUUUAAUGCAGUCCAGGCAGCGCGGGGCAUGCAGGCCCGAAGUGGCCUUUAGCCUCACGGUUCCGUCGCUUCUCGUCCCGUCCAUGCCAAGAUGGUCCUCCUUCUUUAUGUGAACGAGGCCGGGCAUGCCACGAGAGUGACCCAGCGGCCCUCAUUCUUUGUGCGGAUGAGGUUUGGAGAGGAAGGAGAACGCGAGUUUGUGUUUCACAGCGCAAACUUCGCAUCAAGACACGAGAGGACGCGGUGGUGCGUCGUAGCGACGUUUUUUCAAAAAAAUGGACUUAACAUCAGGGACAUUUAUAAAAAAAAACGUAAUUGCCGCACAGUAUAACGUACCUUACUGUCGGCAAUGUGCUUCUUUCCACUUUCCAGAAUUGUCUUAUUCUCUAAAGGUUUAACUUUAGAAAUAUUUAUGACAAGUAAUGAAUUCUAAAGGUUUCACUUUAGAAAUGUCAUCAUAAAAAAAGUCAAUAAUUUAAAUUCUAACUAAUGUGAUUGUGAUUUUUUACUGAAUGGAACAAAAAUAAA
Messenger RNA from Tachysurus fulvidraco (yellow catfish), 1202 nucleotides. RefSeq names its product growth arrest and DNA damage-inducible protein GADD45 gamma. Gene Ontology annotation, cellular component: cytoplasm; nucleus. The record is from RefSeq and is a predicted model, not a curated record. Bases 95 to 556 code for a protein of 153 amino acids. The transcript is spliced from 3 exons. Lineage: Eukaryota; Metazoa; Chordata; Actinopteri; Siluriformes; Bagridae. Gene Ontology annotation, biological process: regulation of cell cycle.